Molecule: messenger RNA, 1688 nt
Organism: Aspergillus homomorphus CBS 101889
Lineage: Eukaryota; Fungi; Ascomycota; Eurotiomycetes; Eurotiales; Aspergillaceae
Product: putative MFS transporter
Exons: 2
Coding region: 31-1560 (509 amino acids)
Biological process (GO): transmembrane transport
Cellular component (GO): membrane
Molecular function (GO): transmembrane transporter activity
Source: RefSeq, a predicted model, not a curated record
CUUCAACCUACCCCGGGCCAUUCCUCGAUCAUGACCAAGAAAUAUAUCACCGACCAUGAGGCCAUGGGCGACAAAGUCGACGUCUCCCAUGAGGAGGUUGUCCAAAUGGCUCAACUGACGGAGGAUGAGAAGGUGGUAGAAAAGAAGCUGCGACGAAGAAUUGACAGUCUGAUCAUGCCACUGGUCAUUCUCGUCUAUCUUAUGAACUACAUCGAUCGCAACAACUACGCCGCCGCCAAACUCCAGGGUCUCGAGCAGGACCUCUCCCUCAACGACUCCCAAUACCAAACCGGCUUAUCAAUCCUCUUCGUCGCAUACAUCCUCAUGCAGGUCCCCUCGAACCUGCUCCUCAAUUACAUGGGCCGCCCGUCGCUUUACCUGGGAUUCUUCACCACCGCCUGGGGCCUCGUCUCGGCCCUGACCAGCCAAGUAACCAGCUACGGGGGCAUCGUGGCAUGUCGGUUCAUCCUGGGGCUGGUGGAGGCCCCUUUCUUCGCGGGGAUCCUCUUCUACCUGUCAAAGUGGUACACCAAGAACGAACUAGCCUUCCGAAUGAGCAUCUUCUACUCCGGCUCGUUGGUCAGCGGUGCAUUCGGCAAUCUCAUCGCCGCCGGAAUUCUCGGGGGCCUACAAGGCCACCGCGGGAUGGCGGCCUGGCAAUGGCUCUACAUCAUCGAAGGCAGCAUCACAGUGGCCAUCGGGAUCGCGAUCUGCCUCCUGCUACCCGACUUCCCGGAAACCUGGAAACUACUUCCCCCCGAGAUGAAACAUGUCGCGAACCGGCGACUAGCCAUCGAAGCCGCGGAGGCGGACGUCGACGAAGGCGGGAGCAUGUCGCAGCUGAAAGGGCUGAAGCUAGCGUUCACGGAUAUCAAGACGUACGUGCUGGCGAUCGCGUAUAUGUGUAUCACGGCGGGGGCGGGGUUCCAGUACUACUUCCCGACGCUGGCGGAGACGCUGGGGUACAGCAAGAUCAUCUCGCUGCUGCUGGUGGCGCCGCCGUACGUGUUCAUGGUGUUCUACAGCCUGUUCCACUCGUACCUGUCCGACCGGGUCGGCAGCCGGUUCUGGUUCUUCCUCUACCCGAUCCCCAUCACGAUGAUCGGCUUCAUCAUCUUCAUGACAACCGAGAAUUUCGGCCCGCGCUACUUCUCCAUGUUCCUGAUGAACUUUGUGUUCGCCCAGAACGGCACCCUGUACUCGUGGAUCGCCAACGCCAUCCCCCGCCCGCCCGCCAAGCGCGCCGCCGCCUACGCCUUCAUCAACUCCAUCGGCAACUCCGCCAGCAUUUGGACCGCCUACACCUACCGCGAGCAGGACGCGCCGUACUACCGCCUCGCCAUGGGCGUGUGUAUCGGCAUGCAGGCGCUGGGCGGCAUCAUGGCCGUGUUCAUGUACUUCCAUCUGCGGUUUUUGAACAAGCGGCUCGCGCGGCUGGAGGACGAGGAUGCCGUACUGACGGACCAGGAGUUGGACCGGUUGCAGCGGACGGCCGAGGUGGAGGGGAUCGAUGUUGCGGCGGCGCGCAGGCUGCAGAAGGGGUUCCGUUAUGUGAUAUGAUUUAUGAUGACGAACGAACAUUUUGGGUUUCUCGCAUUCUGCAUUAAGAUUAAACUUUCUUUUGACCGAUUCCGUACAAAUGGUAGGCAAGAAGAUGAAUGAAGUGACUUACCUGCCGGACCGCUCAC